Molecule: messenger RNA, 2721 nt
Organism: Dendroctonus ponderosae (mountain pine beetle)
Lineage: Eukaryota; Metazoa; Arthropoda; Insecta; Coleoptera; Curculionidae
Gene: cutlet
Product: chromosome transmission fidelity protein 18 homolog
Molecular function (GO): ATP binding; ATP hydrolysis activity
Source: RefSeq, a predicted model, not a curated record
UCAACUCAUAUGGCCACCCAGUGGCAUAUUAAUCGACAACAGGGCCCCCACACUAAUGGCGUUUGCUGCCGGCAACUUCUUCGAGUUUCCAGGUUAUGUGGCUUUGUUUUGAAACUUUGCAAUUCAAAUUGAGUUUUUCGCCAAUAUUUGCUUCCACCUAAUAGAAAAAUGGACGAGUUUCCCAAUCCCGAUGAAGAGUUCGAGCUCAUGUACGGCGACGAGCUCGAUCUGUUAAAUGAGCAAGAUUUUGAAGGGCCUCCAGGCACGAAGCCCUUGGCGGCCCCUGCGGCUCGACGGAGCCUGAACUUCGAACUUCCUACUAGUUCCCAGGGAAACUUGAACCAGUCCGAUCAUGCAAGUGUGGAAGCGUCCAGCAGCAAAACUAGUCACCCUCCAGAUUUGACCAUCUCUACUCCACCACCAAGCGCUAGAAAACGGCUAGCUGAUGACCUGUUUGGGGAUAUCAGCGAUUUAGAGAAUCUGCCAGCACCCAAACGACUCAAGGCUGAAACCAAUGCCCAAGAGGACUUGGAUCUAAUUGAACUAAUUCUCCAAAAAAGAAACGAGUACCAAAAGAGUCACUCAACAGCAUUGACUGUAAGCACUGCGAGCACCAAGCUGCUGAAAAAUAGUGAAAGGGAUAAGAGGAAUUUGUCUGGAUCGCUUCCAAAGUUUCCGUUCAUCAAAGUGAAAACUUUCGAAGGACAGAGUGUUUAUGUUCGCUUUCAUUCUGAGGACUUUGAAAAGAACGAUACAGAGCGCAUGUUAAAGACGUGCUCGGAUACAGGAGUUAUGGGGGAUGGUUUUCAGGACAUUUGGAGCGAAGCUGAAAAACUGCUGCUCAAAGAAAAAUCCUUAGACCCGGCAUCCUCCAACAACAUGAACAUGCCGAGUUCAUCAGAGGAGCAGCUGUGGGUUGAUAUGUAUAAGCCCAAAAAAUACUUGGAGCUGUUGAGCGAUGAAGGCACCAAUCGCACCAUGCUCAAAUGGAUGAAACUGUGGGAUAAAAUCGUCUUCAAUCGGCACCCGAAAAUCAAAGUGCGUCCGCAGAUGGAGGAUGGGAAAAAAUUCUUCCGAUUCAACGAGCUGAACACCAAUCUAGACGAGCACGGGAGGCCGCAUUUUAAAGUGGCUCUUUUGUGUGGGCCGCCGGGUUUAGGCAAAACGACAUUAGCGCAUAUGGUAGCAAAACACGCCGGCUACCACGUGGUGGAAGUAAACGCCUCGGAUGAUCGAAGCACCGAAGCGUUUCGCACAACUUUGGAAAACGCCACUCAGAUGCGUUCAGUGGUCGACCAACAAAAGCGGCCCAACUGCAUCGUCUUCGAUGAAAUCGAUGGGGCUCCCCCGGCCUCCAUAGACCUGCUGGUCAAGUUUGUAACGGGAACGGCACCACUGAGAGCCAAGAAAGGCAAGUCCAAGGAAAAGACGCAGCAGAUUUUGAAGAGACCGAUAAUUUGCAUCUGCAACGACGUCUAUGUUCCUGCCUUGCGACCAUUGCGCCAAAUAUCAUUUGUCGUUAAUUUUCCUCAGACGUCCAGCGCAAGACUGGCCGAAAGGCUAAUGGAAAUUGCACGCAGGCAACAUGUUAAAACAGACGUAGGCACUAUGGUAGCAUUAGCAGAAAAGUCCAACCACGAUGUUCGCUCCUGCUUAUCGGUGUUGCACUUUUACAAAGCGCAGAACAAGUCUAUAGGACUGACGGACAUCUACAAGAGCAGCGUCGGAGCAAAGGACAUGCAGAAGGGUCUUUUUUCCGUUUGGUCUGAAAUUUUCGAAAUCAAGCGAACCAGGAAACCGUCCGGUGGCAGCCACGUGCAGAGUGCCAAGGAGCGGAUGCAAAACAUCCUCAAAAUGAUCAGUUUGUUCGGCGACCAGGAGCGGCUUGCACAGGGUGUUUACGAAAACUUUGGCCGGGCGCAUCAGAAGGACCGAUGCAUCGAAGCAACGUCAUGCGGCCUCGACUGGUUCUGCUUCAACGACAUACUGACCAAGCAGAUUUAUAGCGAUCAGAACUAUUCGCUAACCGGCUAUUUGAACUAUGCCUUUGUGGUGUGGCAUUUCGUCUUUGCCUCUACUCAGAAGGCCAAGCUCAGCUAUCCAUCCGCUGGGUAUGAGUUUCGAGUCAAAGAAACCCGCCAAAAGGCCAUCAUAGCUGAAGUGUUGCGUGGCAUGGCUCCUUCAGUGCGUUGCUACAACUCUUCACAACCGCUACUGUUGGACCUGCUUCCUCUGAUGUAUCGCAUCAUCACUCCGCCAUUGCGCCCGGUCAGUCUACAUCUCUACACUGAAAAAGAGCGCUGCACUUUGCUGAAAGUGGCCUCAAUCAUGGCUGACUACAAUUUGACCUAUCUUCAAGAGCGGAAAGCUGAUGGGGCGUAUGAGUUCAAGUUAGAACCCGAUAUUGAAGACGUGGUGAUCUUCAGGAAGGAAACGGGCCGAAAAAACCGCAUCUCAUACGCGAAUAGGCAACUGAUAGGUAGGGAGGUGGAGAUGGAGAAAAUGCGUAGAUUGGAGGCACAAAUUGCGAAAAAUUCUUCCGAAAUGCCAGCAAAGUCACGGCAGGAGAAGCAGCCCACGCCAAAAGCAGCUCCAAGCGACCGGCUGCCGAAUCAUUUGCGGAAGUUGGAGUUUAGCGUGGCUACGCGAACUUCCAGGUCGCAUAAGCCCACUGCCAAAAAGGACUUCUUUGGACGAGUGAUUCAGCAGCCUGAACCAUCC